AUGACUCAAUGGCACCUAACAACAACAACAGAUAUGAAUGUUCGGGAGUCCCUGGGUGGCACAGAUAUUUAAGUGCUGGACUGGUUACGUAAAGGUCAGCAGUUUAGACCCACACAGAGGUGCCUUGGCAGUAAGGCCUGGCAGUCUGCUUCCGAAAGGUAACAGCCUUGAAAACAUUAUGGAGCAGUUCUACUCUGCACAUCGACUUGAUGGCAACUGAACCACAACAGCAGCAAUACGAAUGUUUAGGCCUUUCGGUUAUUUGUGUGCUAUUUCAGUGUCUCAGAAAGGCCUGUAGCACUACCUCAGUCAGUUCUCUCUCACUGUGCCGUGGUCUGCUCACAUUCUCCUUGUUCAUAGUUAUAGUUUCUUUUUUACUAUCAGAAACGCGAAGGUGUUUUGUGUGUUCCCUGAUGUUGGCAUCAUAGUUGAUUUCUGUCAGCCUGUAGACGACAGCAUGUUGCAGACAUUGCCCUCCUUGGCUGUCAUAGUGUGUGUUUCAUGAGCGAUAGAGGUUCCUGGAGAUGGGGUGGGCUUCGGAGCCAGGCUGAGCUGCUGCUCAUCGCGCAAGUCUAGCUUCAUUGUACCGACCUUGCAGGCUUAUGGUGAGGAGUCAGUGAAGUGUUGGUUCAGUGCCUGUUACCCAGGAGGCGUUUAGAAAACAGUGAGCGCGCUGUUGAUUAUUAUUUUCUCCUCCUUCCACCCUAAGUCAUUGGAACAGACUUUCAGAGCUGUCUACCUGCAAAAAUCUCUGUAACUGUUCACUCUGAAAUUCUUAUUUCCUAAAGAUUCCUUAAAGGGGUUGUAAUUCACAGAGGAAGCAGCAUAUUAGGGGUGACUGGGCAACUAAAAAGGAACCCUGGUGGCGCAGUGGUUAAAGCAAUCAACUACUAACGGAAAGGAGAAAGGCCCAACUGACGAAACAUAGUGAUACCAAGGAUUAUUCAGUAUGCAGUUUGCAGGAUGUCCAUGGUGGCAUUGAAAAUGAAUUCUUUAUUUUCACCAGAUACUCUUAUAUGAGAAGAUCCAUUUCAAAAAGUCUAAAUAUUUCUUCUUCUGUUGGACCAGCAUGGCAGGAUUCAAGAGAGGAUAUGACGGGAAGAUUGCUGGAUUAUAUGAUCUGGAUAAAACCUUGGGUCGAGGUCAUUUUGCAGUGGUUAAACUUGCCAGGCAUGUUUUUACAGGUGAAAAGGUGGCAGUAAAAGUUAUUGACAAGACAAAACUGGACACGUUAGCCACUGGUCAUCUUUUCCAAGAAGUGAGAUGUAUGAAACUCGUGCAGCAUCCUAACAUUGUACGCCUUUAUGAAGUUAUUGACACCCAGACCAAACUAUAUCUUAUUCUGGAACUUGGGGAUGGAGGCGACAUGUUUGAUUAUAUAAUGAAACAUGAAGAGGGUCUUAAUGAAGACUUGGCCAAGAAAUACUUUGCUCAGAUAGUUCAUGCUAUAUCUUAUUGCCAUAAACUCCAUGUAGUUCACAGAGACUUAAAACCAGAGAAUGUGGUCUUCUUUGAAAAACAAGGUCUUGUAAAGUUGACAGACUUUGGUUUCAGCAACAAAUUUCAGCCAGGAAAGAAGCUGACUACAAGUUGUGGCUCUCUUGCAUAUUCUGCUCCAGAAAUUCUGCUCGGUGAUGAGUAUGAUGCACCUGCAGUAGAUAUCUGGAGUCUGGGAGUGAUCCUUUUCAUGUUGGUGUGUGGGCAGCCACCCUUUCAAGAAGCCAAUGACAGUGAAACAUUGACAAUGAUCAUGGAUUGCAAAUAUACAGUACCAUCCCACGUGUCUAAAGAGUGUAAAGACCUGAUCACACGGAUGCUACAGAGAGAUCCCAAGCGAAGGGCUUCUCUAGAAGAGAUUGAGAACCAUCCUUGGCUCCAGGGAGUGGACCCUUCACCAGCCACAAAGUAUAACAUCCCCCUUGUGUCAUACAAAAAUCUCUCGGAAGAGGAGCACAACAGCAUCAUUCAGCGCAUGGUGCUCGGGGACAUAGCAGAUCGUGAUGCCAUUGUAGAAGCCCUGGAAACGAACAGAUACAACCACAUCACCGCUACUUACUUCUUGCUCGCUGAAAGGAUCCUGAGAGAAAAGCAAGAGAAAGAAAUACAAACCAGAUCUGCAAGCCCUAGCAAUAUCAAGGCCCAGUUUAGGCAGUCUUGGCCAACCAAAAUUGAUGUACCCCAGGACCUGGAGGAUGACCUCACGGCCACCCCUUUGUCUCACGCGACUGUCCCUCAGUCUCCCGCUCGUGCUACCGACAGUGUCCUCAAUGGCCACAGGAGCAAAGGCCUGUGUGACUCGGCAAAGAAAGAGGACCUCCCUGAACUGGCUGGGCAAGCACUGUCCGCGGGGCCACCCGCAAGCUUGAAACCCACAGCCAGUGGGCGCAAGUGUCUGUUCAGGGUGGAAGAAGACGAAGAGGAAGAUGAGGAGGACAAGAAACCCAUGUCCCUCUCAACACAAGUGGUUUUGCGCCGGAAGCCAUCUGUGACCAACCGCCUGACGUCUAGGAAGAGUGCUCCCGUCCUCAACCAGAUCUUUGAGGAGGGGGAGUCUGAUGACGAGUUCGACAUGGAUGAGAAUCUGCCUCCCAAGCUGAGCAGGUUAAAAAUGAACAUCGCUUCCCCGGGCACAGUUCACAAACGCUACCACCGGAGGAAAAGUCAGGGCCGCGGCUCCAGCUGCAGCAGUUCAGAGACCAGUGAUGAUGAUUCUGAAAGCCGCCGGCGGCUCGAUAAAGACAGCGGCUUCACCUACUCCUGGCAUCGCCGGGACAGCAGCGAGGGGCCUCCUGGCAGUGAGGGGGAUGGCGGGGGCCAAAGCAAGCCGAGCAACGGCAGCGGAGGGGUGGACAAGGCGAGCCCCAGUGAGAGUAACGCCGGCGGGGGCAGCCCCUCCAGCGGCUCCGGGGGCAACCCCAGCAACACGUCGGGCACCACGCGCCGCUGUGCCGGCCCCGUCGGCUCCGUGCAGCUGGCCUCCCGCAGCGCCGGUGAGCUCGUGGAGAGCCUCAAACUCAUGAGCCUCUGCCUCGGCUCCCAGCUCCGUGGCGGCACCAAGUACAUUAUCGAUCCCCAGAACGGCCUGUCGUUUUCCAGUGUGAAGGUCCAAGAGAAGUCCACGUGGAAAAUGUGCAUCAGCUCUACGGGCAACGCGGGCCAGGCCCCUGCCGUGGGCCGCAUAAAGUUCUUCUCUGACCACGUGUCAGCCCCUACCGCCGAGUUGGAGCGGAUAAAGAGCAAGAACCUGAAAAACAACGUGCUACAGCUACCUCUGUGUGAAAAGACCAUCUCUGUGAACAUCCAGCGGGGCCCCAAAGAGGGGCUGCUGUGCGCCUCCAGCCAGGCCAGCUGCUGCCACGUCAUCUGAGGGCGGCCGUGCUCCGUCCCGCUCAGAGCUGUGAAGACCGGCUCACGUCACUGUCCCCUUUUCUGUUGUACUCUUUGCGGUGGGCGCUUGGAGCAGUUAUUUAUUACAUUGUCAUUUGUUCGCCUGACGAUGUGACAAUGCAUGGUCUUUGUGCAUGCUGCUAGACACUUCUUUUCCAGCCGAAAAGUCUAUUGUGUAAUUUUUACUUUUAUAAUUUUAAUGUGGAUGAUCAGGAUUAAAUUAAAAUGUAUAUUUGGAACCUAAUAUAAAUGGAGCACUUAGAAAUUUGAUGUUCUGCACUUAACCUAGAGAGAGAGAAAAAAAAUGCUUUUGUUUCCUUGUGCAAAACCUAAGUUCCUGUCCUGCCGUUCUGUGAUACGGACACUCCGUGCUCUGAGGCGUGCUCUGUGGUGUCUGAGGCAGAACCAAAGCAAUAACGUUGUGACGGGACCGGCCUGGGUGCCGCGAGUGCCGCCCAGCGCGGGCCUGUGCAGAGCCAGCCGAGAGCCGCGAGUGUCUGCACUGGAACCUUAGCACUAUGAUUUGAACAUACCCACACCUGUUUGUCUUAAGCUAUCGUGUGAAAACAAGUUUGGGUUCUUAAAAUUUAACAAAAAAAGAUUUCCUUGUUUUUGUAAUAGGUGAGAUAAAGUACACAGAUUUAUAAGGCAGCUUCCCCUGUAGUGAUAAAUUAAUUAAAAGCAGACAAUCUUAUUUUGUAAUGUGAUGAAGUGAGUUGAUGAUGUCUUAACUCUGCUUAUAGAGUAUAUGUCUGUCUAACAGAAGAACACAGUGCUCUGUGUGAACCCUUCCUGUGGGCACACCCAGGGGUGCCUGUAACACAGUGUAGAUAGACGGUAGGGCCUGGUGUGGGCACAGAGGUGCACACAGACGUUGGCAGAGUUAAACCCCAUAAAUGAAAAACAGAAAAACUUGUUGGGAUCUUUUUAGGAGUUUGGUAAUUAGUUGUCUGUUAUCUCCAUUCUUUUACAUCCUUUGACUCAGCUAUGAAAAUUGGCCAAUCAGAAAAACACAUAAAAGGGUAAAAUUCACACAUGCAAGAAAAAGAAACCCCACAAAGCUUGCUUGUUUUCCCCUCUUCUUUUUUUUUUUUGCUGUUUUUCAUGU
Messenger RNA from Trichechus manatus latirostris (Florida manatee), 4495 nucleotides. RefSeq names its product SNF related kinase (gene SNRK). Gene Ontology annotation, biological process: protein phosphorylation; intracellular signal transduction. Gene Ontology annotation, cellular component: cytoplasm. Bases 1070 to 3367 code for a protein of 765 amino acids. NCBI's taxonomy places the organism in Eukaryota, Metazoa, Chordata, Mammalia, Sirenia, Trichechidae. The transcript is spliced from 7 exons. The record is from RefSeq and is a predicted model, not a curated record. Gene Ontology annotation, molecular function: ATP binding; protein serine/threonine kinase activity.